Fulmarus glacialis (Northern fulmar) is the source of this 513-nucleotide messenger RNA. RefSeq names its product scm-like with four MBT domains protein 2. The transcript has 3 exons. Gene Ontology annotation, biological process: regulation of DNA-templated transcription. The record is from RefSeq and is a predicted model, not a curated record. NCBI's taxonomy places the organism in Eukaryota, Metazoa, Chordata, Aves, Procellariiformes, Procellariidae. Gene Ontology annotation, cellular component: nucleus. The annotation marks the transcript as partial.
CUUUUAGUUUGUCCUCUAGGCGCUCCCUGCUGCAGGAUGAAUUAGGAACGCAAGACCUCUUCCUCUGAACCAUGGAGACAAGGGCGUCUUUCAUCGCCACCAUGCAAGAGACCCAGCAUCUCUCCCCAGAGAAGGGUCAGAGCCCGGCCAACGGCAACAGGGAGGAGUUUGAUUCAGAUGAGGGUUCCAGCAUUGAGGACGCAGACUUCAACUGGGACGAGUUCCUGGAGGAAACAGGAGCCAGCGCUGCUCCCCACACCUCCUUCAAACACGUUGAAAUCAGCCUUCAAAGCAGUUUCCAACCAGGAAUGAAAUUAGAAGUGGCCAACAAGAGCAAUCCGGACACAUAUUGGGUGGCUACGAUCAUUACAACAUGUGGACAGCUCUUACUGCUUCGUUACUGUGGCUAUGGAGAUGACCGCAGGGCGGAUUUCUGGUGUGAUGUGAUGACAGCAGAUCUUCACCCCGUUGGCUGGUGUACACAGAAUAACAAGGUCCUGAUGCCUCCAGAUG